AUGAAUGCUAUCGAGAAUAUAUUCACAAACAAUCCUCUGGAUUCUGACGAAAUUCUUCAAAAAGUAAUCGAAUUGGGAAUUGAGUAUUUGGGCGAAAAGUGGAAGAAUGUGGAUAAAAAUCAGAUUACAGUUACAAAAAUAAUGGGUGGUCAAUCAAAUCACAUGUUCCACGUGUCAUCUUCUACAUCUGCCACACCAUAUUUCCUUCGAAUUCAUAAGCAAGGACAAAGCCAAUUCUUCACAGAUGUUGUCAAUUUUGCAAUCUUUUCAGAGCGUGGACUUGGACCUAAACGUUACGGAUUUUUUGAUGGAGGAAGAAUGGAAGAGUUCCUUCCGAGUAGAACACUAAAACCAGAAAACGUUCUGAAUCCAGAAAUAUCUCGGAAAAUCGGAGCAGCUUUUCCUCUAUACCACUCAAUCAAAAUUCCAGUUUCUAAAAGUCGUCGUUGCUUUCAGAUUAUGAGGGAAUCUCUCAAAGGAUACAUCGAUCUUGGUGGUCGAAAAUAUGCAGUCUUCCCAGUGACUUAUUCUGAUCAUCCUAUGACAAUUUCUCCGGACGAUCUUCUAAAAGAAAUUAACUGUUCCAACAUUCUACAACUGAAUUCGAACAACGAAAUUAUGUUCAUUGAUUGGGAAUUUGCUAGCUACAACUGUAGAGGUUAUGAUUUGGCAAUGCAUUUAUCGGAAUCUGCAAUUAUUCGAACUGCAUCUCCAUGUGGAAUCCAAAUCAAUGAAAUCUUUACGGACAACCCUCCAAAUCUUCGUCCCUUCUGUGAAGUCUACGUAGAUUCCGAAAACUUGCUCAAAAAUCGCACGUCUGCAUAUCGUGAUCUGGAAAUCGAAAACCUGAUUAAAGAGUGUCAAUUCUACUGGCCAAUAACUCAUUUAUUCUGGGCUUGUCUGAUCAUGAAAUUGGGACGAAUGGAGUGCAAUAAAGACAUUGAUAUGGAUAUCAUGGCACGGGACAGGCUGGCAGUCUAUUAUCCUUUGAAGCUGAGAGCCCAAGAGAUUUAUGAGAAACUGAAGUUUGCCAAAUAA
Caenorhabditis briggsae is the source of this 1038-nucleotide messenger RNA. Gene Ontology annotation, biological process: CDP-choline pathway; phosphatidylethanolamine biosynthetic process. The record is from RefSeq and is a predicted model, not a curated record. Lineage: Eukaryota; Metazoa; Nematoda; Chromadorea; Rhabditida; Rhabditidae. The coding region runs from base 1 to 1038 and encodes 345 amino acids. Gene Ontology annotation, cellular component: cytoplasm. The transcript is spliced from 8 exons. Gene Ontology annotation, molecular function: choline kinase activity; ethanolamine kinase activity.